Messenger RNA from Ictalurus furcatus (blue catfish), 5911 nucleotides. It is a transcript of the gene ovch1, whose product is annotated as ovochymase 1. The transcript is spliced from 3 exons. The record is from RefSeq and is a predicted model, not a curated record. Gene Ontology annotation, biological process: proteolysis. NCBI's taxonomy places the organism in Eukaryota, Metazoa, Chordata, Actinopteri, Siluriformes, Ictaluridae. Bases 231 to 902 code for a protein of 223 amino acids. Gene Ontology annotation, molecular function: serine-type endopeptidase activity.
GGUUGUGUGUUUGCUUCCUUCUUGUUUUUGAAGUAUUUAAGGCUUUCAGGUGAACAAAUUGGUAACAAGAACGAUUAGACUUGUUGGUACAGAGGCAUCGCGGUUGACUUGGUGGUUUUUAUCUCCUAAUAUUUUUUUCUACUCAUAUUCUCACUCUAAUCCUUGUCUGUUUUAUUACCACACUCUAUUUAGUGACCACAUGUAUGAAAAGUGCUCUAUAAAUAAGGUUUAUGAUUAAUCUGUCCUCGUCUUGUGUUCAGAAUUCCAAAGUGGUUAAAAUCAUCACUCACAAGGACUUUAACGGCAUAACCAAAGAAAACGACAUCGCCCUGCUGAAGCUGCAGACUCCAUUGGUGUUUGACGAGUGUGUGAGGCCCAUUCCUGUCUGGAGCGGAGACUUGCCUUCACUGAAACGAUGUGCCAUUACAGGCUGGGGUUCCACCACUGAGAGUAGGUGUCUCUCCAGUGACCAUCACAGGCAUAUACAAGAUUGGAGAACAUGUACAGUAGAGCGGGAAGGUUUGCCAUCCAGUAGCUUUCAAAUGGGGAGAAAAGGAAAAUGUGCCUCUAUUCAUUUGAAUAACACCAUCUACCCAGGUGGCCCCCGUGCUGACAAGCUUCAAGAAGCCAACAUUACCAUAUUGGAGUUUGAUACUUGCCUCAAAGUUUAUGGCGGGGUUAUCCGUUCCUCUAUGAUGUGUGCUGGACAGGAAGCAGGAGGUGUGGAUGCGUGUCAGGGGGAUUCUGGGGGUCCACUGUCCUGCUUCACAGGAGAGCGGUAUGAAGUUGCUGGAAUCGUUAGCUGGGGAGUGGGUUGUGGCCGUGCUCAGAAACCAGGGGUCUACACCAGAGUUACUUUUUACACGGAGUGGAUUAAUUCCAUAGUUGAUGGUAUGACUUAAAAAAAAAAAAAAAAAAAAAAAAAAUUUGAAUCAAAAGCAAAGUCAUGUACAUGAUGGAGUCUACUAAUACUUUUCCUCCACCUGAAGAUCAACUUGGAGCUGAUGUCACAUGGAAGACAUUAACAGGUAAUACUGCUUUUGUAUUUUGUUUCUUUUUCCGGUAGGCUUCCCCCCCACCCCAGCCCCUUCUCUCUACACACUUUGAACACAAUUCACCAAAGAAUUUUGCCUCUUAAUGUUCUUUUUUUUUUUUCUCUUUUUGGGGGGGCUGGGGUUGGCAUGUAGAGAGCAGAAAACUAUUUCCAUCCACUAAAGAUGAAGGUAAGCUCCUUAUUUCUUUGGAUUUGUCAGAGGAUGCACUGGAGACACUAGACUUGAUAAAUACAUUAGUUCAAUACAUUCUGUAUUGUCAAAAUUUGAGGCUUGGAGUAUUAUGGGUUUUAUUUGGUAUUAUACACACCCCCUGCACAUAUAUUGAGAAUUUUUGGGCAGUGAAUAGCUCAGUGGUUAAGAUGUUGGACUACUGAUGGGAAGGUAAUGAGUUCAAAUCCCAGUACUGCCACUGCUGGGCCCUUGAGCAAGGCCCUUAAUCCUCAACUGCUCAGUUGUAUAAAUGAAUGUAAGUUGAUAUGGAUAGGGUAGUCUGCCAAAAAUGCCAUAAAUGGAACUAUUGGUCAUACACCUGCCCAAAGGCACCCUUACAAGUUUACCUUUGUGCCAAAGGCUAAUAUUCAAGUGAUUUUUAAUUUGUUUUUUUUUUUAUUUAUAAGUAACUCAAUUAAUAUUGAAGCGUGCUGCAUUAUUUAAAUGUUUUAGCAUGCUUAUGUUUGACAUGUCCUUGAAUGUCAGUUGUGUGUUGUACUAAGCCCUAUGGUAAUUGGCCCUUGUGGGAUUAAUAUAGUUGUAAACUUGGUGGACGGGUGUAAGAGAUCCAAAAAAUUGACUCUGCUUUUUCCCCAGACUGAGAUGACGGUGAUCAUGAGCUAUACUGAUACUAUCAUGAGCAACCACACCACUUGAUAAACUGUGCUCCAUUCUAUAACUUCCUGAAAUUAUAGGAAACUUGAAGGAUUUUUCUUUAGGUAUUGCAGGAUCUCUAUCCUUGGCUAAGGAUGAAUGAAUGUUAAGCGGGUGUAAGUUUGUCCUGGUUGUGUUUUCCAUGCAAGUGAAAAACUGUGGUCAGGCUGAGGUGAAACCCUGCAGGAUGGAUCAAGGAUUUGUAGGUUUCGAGUCAUCUGAGCCCAGUGGAGAGCUGAGAGUGGCAAACGUGACCGAGGCAUGUCCUCACUCCUGGCCAUGGCAGGUCAGCUUGCAAAGUGAAGAACUCCACUACUGCAGUGGCACCCUGAUUGACGAACGCUGGGUUCUGACUGCACGCCACUGCCGUGCUGAGUAAGUCAACCGAGCAACAUGCACGAAAUUUGUUUAUACCAAGAUGUACUAUGGCUUCUAACCUUUUGAUUGUUCCGAGUAAAAAAUUGGUUCCCAUUUGAGGAUUUGAAUUGACCUCUUCUGCAGAGCUGGAGAUAUGGUGGUGCUUGGUGCUCAUGAUCUUAUGGUGGGAAGUCAGCAAGUAUCAAUCAAGGCAGUCUACAGUCAGCCCUAUGAUGGCAGCUACCCUCCGCUGCAUGACCUCACUCUCAUCUACCUCCGUGUUCCAGCUCGACUAGGUACAUGACUACAUCCUAGACCACAGGUUCCCAACCCUGGAGCUGGAGAACACCCAGUCUUGCACAUUUUGUUUUUCCUUGCUCAAACUCCUCCACUUCAACUUAGGAAGGGCUUUUAAUUAGCUGAUUGGUUGAAUCUGGUGUGUUGGAGCAGGGAAAACACGAACAUGUGCAGGACAGGAAAGUACCCUUUGCUAUAGAACCAAAAGACCAGGGGGUGGAGUCAGACCUGAUCCAGCUCGUUUUACCUGGGCAGAUUCAAACCAAAAGUCCACAGGGUAGAGACUACAUGGUGUUUCAGGCUGGAUAAGUGUGUUCAGUGUUGUACAGCACCUUAUGGGUCAAGGUUAGGCAUUUGGGAUGAGUUGGAUCAGAUGCAGCUAAACCCUGUGGACUUCUGGUUCUGCAGCAAGGAGUACACCCCGUUCUGAGAGUCUCCAGGACCAUGAUUAGAAACUGUUACCCUAGACCAGGGUGUCCAAUGUUAUCUGGAAAGGGCCAGUGUGGGUGCAGGUUUUCAUUCCAACCAAGCAGGAGCCACACCUGAUUCCACCUGUUUAAGUAGUUGAUCUUGACUUUCAGUAGUCUCGGGUGUGGCUUCUGCUUGAUUGGAAUGAAAACCUGCACCCACACUGGCCCUUUCCAGAUAACAUUGGACACCCCUGCCCUAGACCAUAUUGGUUUUUGAUGGUAUGCUGGGUUUCCUCCAGGAUCUUCAGUAUUGCCAGUUUGUAUCCCAGAUGAAGACAUGACGUUUGAUCAAGGCUUGUCUUGUGUGGUAACAGGAUGGGGUUAUAAAAGAUCAACACGUAAGCUUCACUAUUUGCUUAAAACAUAUACCCUUUAUCCCCUCUUGUAGUAUGACCAGUAUAGGACUGAGCUUGUGGGGGUUUUUUUUUCUUUUCUUUUUUUCUUUUCCUUCUUCUGUUUGUCUAGCAAAUCUGAGUCCUGAUGUUCUGCAUCAGGCCCAAGUGAAUCCACUACCUGAGCAGGCCUGCUGGAACGGCUGGGGUCAGGUUUUCAGCUCCAAUGCCCUGCUUUGCACUCAACCUGCUGCCUCAUCAUCCUGCCUGGUACUGUAGUUCAACUGGGCUAAGAAUGAAUGGAAGUCAGCAGGGGCCACUUAUCACAUUUUUUGUAUACUGUUAAAUUUUCAUGAGUUACUGAAUGUUUUGGUGGACAACAAACUCUAACACGAACAAUCUCUUUUUGGUCCCUGUUUCAUCUUUGUAGGGUGAUGCUGGUGCACCUCUUCUGUGCCAAAAGAAUGGACGGUACUAUCUGGCUGGCAUGAUGGCACUGGGGGUCAAGCGGUGUGAUCAACAGAAACCAGCUAUCUUUACUAGACUGUCCGGCUUCCAGUCCUGGAUUGAGACGAUUAAGAACCAUGAAGGACUAAAAUAAAAAAGAAUGCAACUUUUAACUUUGUAUGUAUUGGUGUACUCUAAUCUCCAGGGAAGACCUUUAAAUGAGAACUCCAUGUAGAAAUGCAUUAAAUGUUGAAACUGGAAUGUGAGAUGUUGAUUUGGUGCUGUAUCUUUUUAUUGUUGUGAAGUUAGUGGUUGUGUGCCACUCCGAUCUCACAGGGAGACAUUGCUAUCACACUUGCACUGAGGUUUAAUAGGAAGAAUUUCAGUGAUCUUGGACAAAAGUAUGAUAACGGUCUGGUUUUGCUGUCAGCUCGUAAAAACAAAAGUGCAAGAGCAUGCAGUGCAGUUUUACAGCACAGGUGCAGUUACUGCAGAGUUGCGAUGAUGAGUGUGAUUGCAUUGGCAGUAUGUGUGUGAAAUUUAAGCUUUGGAAGCUGAUCUGUUUGAGUAAUGUGUACAGAUGACAAGGUGAGUGAGCUGGACAGAAUAAAAGACUAAAGUGCUGCUGCAUCACUUCCUUUAGGUAGAGAUGAAGCAUGGACAUCUCACUGCAUCACUCUACUUGCAGUCAUAUGGCAUUGUGGGUAAUUUAGGGGAAAAUGCUAGCCAAAGUGACAAUAAACCAAAAAGGUGAUGGUUUACUAAAAUGUUCCCUCAAUUUCAUUUAAAGAAAUUAUAUCUUGAUGCUGUUAAAGGAUCACUUGUUAAUGAGUCAUUCAGGAUGGAGGUUUUUUUUUAUUGACGUGUGUGUGGGGUACAUUUCUAUGAAACUACUCAAGACUGAUCACUUAUGCAAUACAGUUCUGUGAGGGGGGGGGUUGUCUAGCACCCUAAAAGGUUCUUUCUGGACUUUAAUGGUGGUUAUAAAAGGUUUAAUAUAGAACCAUACAAUUGUCUUUUUUUUUUAUUUAUUUUUUUUUUUAAAGAAAAAUUUAAAAAUCUAGAACCAUUAUCCUAACAAAGACCCCUUGAAACACCUCUUUCAGAGUAAACCACCAGUUAUGUUUUGGUUAGAUGUUUGUUUGAGAAACUCCAACUCACACGGGCUAGUUUUGGAUGGUUAAGUGACUUUCUCUUUCUUAAGGGGUGGUAGAAAGCACCAUCUUUGAAAGAGACAGAUUUCGGAUCUAGUUUGUGGGGAAUCGUUUGUGUUAGCUAGCUAAACUCACUUGUUCCUGAAUGACAUUACAUUCAUUGGCAAUCCUGGACAUCAGACACUGAUGAAAUGAACUCGAUGUUAAGUGGGUAUUCUGCUAUUUGUAUAGUACAAAGUUGAUCAGUUUUGAGUUGCCUUCAAGUCCUGUUGGAAAUAUAAUUAUGCACUUGAACACCACCAUAAUGUUGUCAUUACAACUCAGGAACUCAAUUUUUUUAUGAGCCCUGACUUGAAGAUGAAUGCCACAUUUACAGCAGAUGAUAGGAUGCAAGUGUUCAUUUGGCAUAUUAAGUGGUCAGUUUUUUUUUUUCUUUCAGAAAGGCAACAACAAACAAAUAAGGUUAGCACUGUCCAUUUUUCUCCUGACUGAAACCACUGGAACAUGCUAGUGAUGGGAAGUUCGGUUCAUUUUACCAACUCGGAUCUUUGAAUCUCAUUCAGCAAAAUGAACGAAUCUUUUUCGAGUCAUUUCGUUCAUUUCAGCAGAAUAUAAUUAAAACGUUAAAAAUGUUUAAUUCCACAUCUAAUACUUACACAAAUGUUGAUUACAUUUGGAAUAAAAAAUAAACUAAGCAAAUGCAACUAAGUCUGAAUUAUGAGAAACAGAAAUGAUUAAUUAAUAGCUUCGCAUUUGGCCUUCAGGCUACACAGUCUGUUAUUUCACCUCACCUCCUGAUCCGAGUCGUUCUUUCUUUUGUCACAUCUGUUCACCGGAUACAGAAAUGAUUAGUUCACCUCUCGAGUUUUCGGGUUCGAGUCGUUCAUUCAACCCGUGACCGCCCCAUAGACUGAAUGCAGUGCGGUUGUGACGUG